Messenger RNA from Pyricularia grisea, 774 nucleotides. RefSeq lists its product as uncharacterized. The record is from RefSeq and is a predicted model, not a curated record. Gene Ontology annotation, cellular component: nucleus. Lineage: Eukaryota; Fungi; Ascomycota; Sordariomycetes; Magnaporthales; Pyriculariaceae. The transcript is spliced from 2 exons. Gene Ontology annotation, biological process: positive regulation of DNA-templated transcription. Gene Ontology annotation, molecular function: chromatin DNA binding; transcription coactivator activity. The coding region runs from base 1 to 774 and encodes 257 amino acids.
AUGGACUACGAUGGCCAUUCUUUUCAUAUUCGUCCAUGCUGGGCUGCCAACAACGUCCACCGUCACUACGAUGAGACCCACACUAACGAUACCGUCAGCUGGGUGAUGUUGUCCCGCGAGGGAGACAUUGUCAAGUUGCCACACGAGAAAAUCAUCCACAAGCAAACGUCAAGGAUAUCACUGGAACUGUCGAGGCCAAGCUCACUAGCCGAUGCGCCUGCUUUCGAUAUCAAGAGUGACAGUGGAACAGUGUAUAUCACAACUGGGAGGGUUAUAUACCUACCAGCCACACCAACGCCCGAGUUCAAAUCGUUUUCAGCGCCCAUACUCAACUUUGAGGACACGCACAUUGGAUCGGGGUGGUUCAGCGCAUCUUACUGGACCGGGCUGGUUAGGCCCGUAACGGGUGGCAAUGUACCACAAGGCUUGCCACGUCUUGAAAUCAAGUUGACGUUCAAGGAUGGCGGCUGGAGCGACUUUAGGGAGGCGUACCAGACGAUCAGAGAUCGUCUUCAACACGCACAGGAUAUCCGGGCAGAGACAGGCCAGGUGAUCGCCGUGGAUGAAGAUUUGCCGCAAUACGAAGAGUCGCCGAGCAAUCCACCCGGGUCAAGCACACAAUCCUCAGGUCUGGCCGCCCCCUCUCAGCCUUCGCGGACGAUAUCAACACAGCCACAACCCGACGAGCCUCCGCCAGGGUAUGAGGAAGCCCAAGCUCAGGCACUAGGGAACAGGAUGGAGGAGGCGGAAAGGAAUCAAGCGGAGAGGCAUUAA